UUUGUUUUCAAGGUUGACAUGAACGCGGUAAACCGAUUGUAAUAUGCCGAGGCAGCGUUCAUACACUUCAACCGAACAGGACAAGACAAAGUCAGUCAAUAAAGAAUUUUUUAGUAAGCAAUACAAAUCCUUGAAGACGUAUAUCCGAAGUACUGGCUCUCAUCCUGUUCUCAACUCAGGAAUAUGCUCAUCACAAAGUCCGGGGAUACCUGGAUCUCCUGCUUCAUUAGCCGCAAAGAGAGGGGUCUUUUAUCAAGAUGACAAUGGAAAAAUUAUCAGCUUAACUAAAUCAAGGAAAUCUAAUCAUUCCGACGGCAGUAAGCUGAUUUCUGAUUCGAAAAGUAGAUUGGUACUGGACUUGUCCUCUUUGGGGCUUGACAGCGUUUCUCCGGACAUUGGGAGUCUCAGCCAUUUAAUAGAGCUUUUUUUGUAUGAUAAUAAGUUAACAUGUCUUCCCUUGCAGAUCGGACUUCUGAAGAAUCUCCAGAGAUUAUGGCUCCAAGAAAACUCCCUCACAUUUCUACCAGAUGAGCUUGGUUAUUGUUCAAAACUAACUCAUCUUGAUAUCAGGCACAACAGGCUUGAAGGUUGCAUUCCUGUUGUUAUAACAAAAUUCACUUUAAUGAAACAACUCUACCUGACUUACAAUAAAUUAACAGAUAUAUCUGCUAUUGGUAAUUUAUGUCUUUUACAGACAUUAGUAGUGAAAAGUAAUCAAUUGCAAGGACCGAUUCCAGAUUGUAUUGGAAAUCUUACGCAGUUGAAAACUCUGGAUCUGUCGAAGAAUCGUCUGACCAAAAUUACUGAAAAUAUAGGCAAUUGUAAAUUGCUAUCCCGUUUUCUUGUGGAUUAUAAUCAAAUAGAUGAAUUGCCAAAAUCAAUUGGUCAACUUUCAGAACUUACGGUACUAGGAAUUAAAUAUAACUGCUUAAGUGAACUCCCAGUUACAAUAUGUAAUUGCGAGCAUUUGACCGAACUGAAUAUUGAAGGCAAUCAUAUAACUCAGCUACCGGAAAAUCUACUGUGUCAUUUAAAAGAUUCACUUUCUGUAGUACUAUCUCGUAAUGAUUUCAAUUCUUUCCCAAUCGGUGAUAAAACUCAGUAUAAAAAUGUCAAGCAUUUCAGAUUGGAUUAUAAUCGUUUAGAAAUAUUCGAAGCAGUUCAGCUGUCAGAAAAUACUCAAUUGACUACACUAAACUUAUGCAACAAUAACGUUAUUACUUUGGACUUUACAGGAAUAGAAACAUUGAAACAUCUUGUUGAAUUAGAUCUUUCUUAUAAUCAAAUUGGUCACCUACCUGAUUCAAUUGGCGAGUUAGUAUCUUUAGAAAUAUUAGAUUUGACUAGUAAUCGCUUAGAGGGAUUACCAAAUAGAAUUGGUGAAUUGGUUAGAUUAGUACAAUUGGAAUUAGAAUCCAAUCAAAUCAAAUCAAUUCCUUUAAACAUUGGACAAUUAUGUCAAUUACAAACACUUAAUCUAGAUGUAAACAAGUUAUCUAGACUUCCGUCAACCAUAGGAAAUCUGAACAAUUUAAGGAAACUGAGAGUGAAAGACAAUCUUCUUCAACGUUUACCACCUGAAAUCGGCAAACUGCAAAAUUUAACACAUUUGUAUCUAUCAAAUAAUAAGCCACUGGAUUUGCUUCCUAUUGAAUUAGGAAUGCUGCCUUCUCUGCGAUUUCUGGGUAUUGAUGGUUGUAGUCUCAAACAGAUGCCUAUUGAUAUAACAAAAAAUGGAUCAGCCUCCGUCAUUAAGUAUUUACGUGAUCUAUUGUGUAUUCAUAGCCGAAUUUCAAUCCAUAAUGAAAUGUGUCCAGGAGUUAGUAGAAUUUCAGUUUUUCUUUUCGUUGUUGCUUGUUAUUGA
Schistosoma curassoni is the source of this 1864-nucleotide messenger RNA. Lineage: Eukaryota; Metazoa; Platyhelminthes; Trematoda; Strigeidida; Schistosomatidae. The record is from the annotation of a GenBank genome assembly.